Nezara viridula (southern green stink bug) is the source of this 240-nucleotide messenger RNA. Lineage: Eukaryota; Metazoa; Arthropoda; Insecta; Hemiptera; Pentatomidae. The record is from the annotation of a GenBank genome assembly.
AUGAAACGCGUUGAUUGGGCUCGCCUCUUGGAGAGAAGGAUGUCCCAAAAAGACGACAGGAGGAUACCAGCUCAGGGUCAGCGUAGGAAGAUCAAAGACUACCUCACUAACCGUUCAAGAACAAAAUUCAUUUGGCAGCUGAUAAUAAAGAAAUCGCUUGCCUUUAAUGUGCCUUCGGUUCAUGAAAGAAUAGAGUUGAAAAUUGUAAGAGAACAAUCGCAAGUUAUUGUGUGCCGUUGA